GCGUAUAAUUUAUUAAAUAUGCUUAGUAUUCAAUUGAAUUCUAUUUUAUAUCUCCUCAUAUUUGAUUGUGUUAAUAAACUUGAUGGUUUAAAAUUAUCAAAAUUAUGUACAACUCUUACAGUUAAUCUAAGAAGUCAAAUAAGUAUCAAUCGAAAUGUAAGCUUAAUCGUAUCAUCAUCAUCAUCAUCAUCAUCAUCGGAUAUGCAGUCUGAUUUAAAUCAAUUAAAGUAUCAAGAUAAAGUAAUGAUGGAUGAUAAUGGAUUUGAAUUACGUAUUCGAAGAGUAAAUGAUGGUGUUAUGAUUGAUGAAUGGUAUGAACCUGGAAGAAAAUAUUAUGUAAUAUUGACAAAUCGAUUUCAUUCAGUAGGAUUUCGUGAUGGAUUAAUAUGGAUUGAACCUAAUAUGAAUAAGGAAAAAAUGAUGAUGAAUAUAAAAAUGGAUUCAUCAAUUCUUGUGGAUAGUAAAUCACUUAAUGGACAACUCAAUUCAAACACAUUAACAGAUAAUAUGAACAAUUGCUCUUCUAGAGAGUUAGGUGAAUGGAUUCAUUUAACUAAUCAGGAUCCAAAUAAUAAUAUUUUAUCUGAUUUAUGGACAACAGAGACAGCAGUCACUCAAACAAGAUUAGGUUGUGAAGGUCUUACAGCUGAGAAGAUAUCACGUACUCAAAGACUUGUUACAAAAAUGAUUGUUAUAUGGAAAGCACCAUUAAAAGAUAAAUGUGGUUGUAUCAAUAUUAAUGCAGCUGUACAAACACAUAAUGAACAAAGAGAAAUAUUUUCCGCUAUAGGUGGUUUGACCAAAACACUUUGUCCAAGUUAUACACGACCACCAAGUCCUGUUCUUCCAGCUUACAUGUUACCUGCAAAUGAUAGAAAUGUUGAAAGUUCCACAAAAGAAAGAACAAUGAAGUUAUUACAUGAUGAAUUUAUGCAUUUGGAUAGUAUGCAACCUCAAGACUGUUGUGCUUGCGGUUCAGCAACUUAUAAGCUCACCUUUACUGGUAUGUGGACUAAAGUAACUCAUCCAAAAGACUGGCCCGUUCACAAUCCUGGAGCACUUCACUGGACUAACCUUAUUGGUGCUAGUCACGCACCAAGUUUCCAAAUUUACCGUAUGGGAGAACCAGCAAGUGCUGGAGUUCAAGCUGUUUGUACGUAUGGUGACACAACUGUGAUGAAACAGUCACUCGGGAUCGCCGCUACAAACACAGGCUCUUUAGGAGGAGUUCCAUCUGGAACUCAAAGAGGUUCUACCGGUAUCGGACCGUUAUUCAGUCUAGUAUCUGCUCCAGGUAUGUGGGGAGAAGAAGCUCUUGAAGAGACGAGAACGACUUAUGUUGGUGUAAAUAGAACACAUCCUUUAAUAUCAUUUUUAACUAUGCUUGGACCCAGUCCUAAUUGGUGUACAGGUAUUUCCAGUCAAUCAGUUUGUCAAGCGGAUUGCACCUGGGUAAAAAACAUUGAAAUUGACUUAUUUCCUUGGGAUGCUGGAGCUCGUAACGGUGAUACAUAUCUACCUAGAAAUUCAGAUAACAAGGAUGUUCCAGAACCUAUUCGUUUUAUCACCAGAGACUGGAUGCCAAAUAGUCCAUUCACGCCAGGCGUCCCGGUAGCAAAAUUAAUCUUGGAAAGAGUUUUACCUAAUGAAUCAUGGGAAUGUACGUCAAAGUUGUACGAUGGGGUGGAGGUAUUCAAUGCCGAUGGAAGUACAGAAACAGUAGGUUCCAGACCAGGAUCCCAAUCUAAUAAACAUUCUCCGAUAGUUCAGUCAGUUAUAGGGGAUUUAACAGGUGCACUACCAAAAAAAGUCGAAACAAAAUUGGUGGUGGAGUAGGCGGAACACGAAUUACAAGUGGAGGACUAGGUGGAGAUGAUCCUCUUUCAGAUCCAAGUUUGGCACAGAUGGCCACAUUUCUAUGUGUUACAAGUCCUUGGUCAGCCUGGGGGUCGUGUUCAGUUACGUGUGGUGUUGGUCGUCGAACUAGACAACGUGACAUGCUGAUCAAUAAGAAGACAGAGCUUUGUCAACAUGUUCCAUUAGUUGAAGAAGAGUCAUGUGAUGGUAUAAAACGCACAUGUGAUUUCAGUGCUAUGUGCAGCUUAUUACCAUGGACUGCUUGGACCCCAUGUAAUGCUACUUGUGAUAAACCGCAUGGAUGGCAAACACGUACACGUUAUUUAGCCCGCUCAUCAGAAAAGAAUUAUUGCGAACAUAUAUUUCAAAGUGAAACCGAGUCAAACAAUGGUACUUUACGAGAAUUGAGGGAAUGUCAGCCAAAAGAUACAGAUUGUGAUCCGGCUACAAUAUGUUCAGAGGGUAGAAAAGAUGGUAUAGAAUGUGGUGAAAAAGUUUUAGCAUACUACUAUAGUGCUAUUGAACAUGCAUGUUUACCAUUCAAAUAUUUAGGAUGUAAAGGUGGGCGUAAUCGAUUUCCUACAAAACAAGAUUGCGAAGAUUUAUGCAUUCCAGCUGUUGAAGCACUACCUAAUUGGCGAAGAGAACGGAUAGCUUUAUUACAAUAUCAAACAGCUCAAUUAGCUACAGACAGUAAUGAUUUUAAAAAUCAAUCGAUUUCUCCAGCUAAACACUGUUCUCAGGUAAUGGACCCUGGUUAUACUUGCAUGGAUGAUAACCCACCACAGAAUAGAUGGUAUUUUUGUCCCCGCCUACGAAGAUGUCGUGAUUUUGAAUAUCGUGGUUGUGGUGGUAAUGAAAACAAUUUUGAAACAUAUCAUAGUUGCUUAUCUGAUUGUCUCCCGUUAGAAAUGGAGAAGCUACGACAAAUCAAUAAGGCACGUAUGGCUAGUAUGCGUACAUACACAAAUGACACUUCUAUGAUAAAAAAUAAUGCAACAAAUAAUCAUACCGCUAUCUCUAUACCAAAAUCAGUGGAUGAUAAAAAUGAUGUUGAUUCAUUAAAUGAAAUAGAACAUCAAAAAUUAGAUGAUAUAUCGGGUCAUAAACAAGAUUGCAUAAUGACUACAUGGAGUGGUUGGAGUCCAUGCUCAGUAUCAUGUUCUCAUCAAAAAGGUACGCAAAUGCGUUGGAGAUAUAUCGAAAAACCUUCAAUGCAUGGUGGGAAUUCAUGUGGUACACUAUUUGAAAAACGUGAAUGUCAUGGAAUUGCAUGUUAAUAUAAUCAAGAAUAUACAAAGAAAAUUCAUUCUUACUGUAAAUUCAACAAUUAACGUACUUCUCAAAGCAUUGAAUGCUUUAUUCUAUCAUCAUAUGACAACAAAAAGAUCUUUUUAAAUACUCAGAAAUCAAUAAAUGAUUAGUAAUAAUGUCUCCAAGGUAUUUGUUUGAGCAUUCAAGCUCAUAUAUAAACAAAUAAUACUUAUUAUCAUUCAAUUCAAUAUCUUUAUUUACACUUCAUAUAUGUAGCCAUUUUUAAUAAAUAAAUAAAUAAAUAUCCUUUUAUAGUAUUUUUGUGAGAUUCCCC
This is a messenger RNA of Schistosoma mattheei, 3445 nucleotides long. The record is from the annotation of a GenBank genome assembly. Lineage: Eukaryota; Metazoa; Platyhelminthes; Trematoda; Strigeidida; Schistosomatidae.